This is a messenger RNA of Neolamprologus brichardi, 4745 nucleotides long. Lineage: Eukaryota; Metazoa; Chordata; Actinopteri; Cichliformes; Cichlidae. The record is from RefSeq and is a predicted model, not a curated record.
GGUCAAAUUGUCUUCCCUUUGUUUCUCAUUUUGCCGGACAGUGGUGAUGGAUGAAAGCAGUGCAGAAUGCGAGACCGUUUUUGUGGUAGAGUAUUGUGAAAGUGAAAUGUUUGUGGUUAGCAAUGCUAUGACUCACAGAGAACACGUUGGCUGUGAUGUGUUUUGCUCCUCUUACUGGAAAAAAGAUGUCAAGUUUUGAUUACUGACUGUGGAAGCCAGUGAUUUUUAUUUGCAGCCGAACAUGCCAGCCAGAGUGGACACAGCCAAUAAGAGGCGAUUGUUUGAACAGGUCUGCCUUGCAUCUGUCAAACGUGACUCCCGGGCAGUUAUGUAGCAUUUGAGAUUGUUCCCUCUGCCACCGGCAGCGGCUUGUAUCAAGUCUUUUCUGUCAGAAAGACUGGAUCUCAAACCACUGCUUUCACCUCAUUAUGGUCAGAGGUGUGGCAAAUGUCAGAGGUACUCCUGUAAUUAUAUUGCCGGAUUGUGAUGCUGGGAAUUCUCUGUUGAUUCCUGAUGGAGCUGGAUGCAACUCUCGAUUCUGUUGUGAUUCAAACUCAAAUCAAAUCAUUCGAAACAUUUGCUCAACCUGUCCUGAAAGAACAUUAUCAAAAUCUUUAGGACUAUUAUUAGCAGUGACUGAAAAUUAAUAUGUCUUCUUUUAUUCACUAAUUAUUAGUUAUAAUUUAAAAAAAGGACCGAUGUGUCCACUUUUCAUUCUUUACAUCGUUCUGAAAACCAGUGUCCAUGACUGGGAGAAUAUCUUCUCACAGAUAUUCGGUGAGAUCUCCUCCCUUUCCGCAAGAAAGUUCCGCUGGUCAUGCCAACCAUUUCUGAGGUUCUCUGUACUUUUCCUUCCUCUCCCUGAAACAACGGGAUUUUCCAGGAAAUGUCAGAUCAGGAGGGUGUGAUUCCCUGCUGCUGGUUGUCGCUUUUACCAGUAAACAGCAUGACUCACUGCUCAGCUAUGCUCUCCAUUUCCUUCACAUAAUAUCCCACCAAAUGUGCUGCGCUGGAGAAAGAGCAGAGUGCUGCGCGCCUCAGUCUGUGAAGAAAUCUCUCCACCCCCCACCCCUUAGAAAAGUGCAAGAAAUGCAAGCGCUUUCUCGUGAAGACUAAAGUUGAAUGUCAAGGGCAGCAUUAAGUCUGCUUUGCGCCGAACCCCCUCCCCAACCUACACAAAAAGAGAAGAAAAACAAAGAAUCCAGACAAGCCAGCUCUGCAUUUAUUAGUGAAGUGUGAGCGCAUAAGUCUUUGAUACGCUGUUUAUUUUAGGGGAAGGCUGGGCCCCACAGUUACCUGCUGUAACUGAACAGCAGCCAUGAACUUGACCCGAUCCCUGACUUCAAAAACAGUAAGCUAUACUUUAACCACGAGGUAUCGGUGAAGGAAAGGUACAUACAUUUAUUUAACUGGCUCGGUCUCAGAUGUGGAGCAAGGUUAUAAUGGAUUUCUUGUCCCACAAUUGUUUGCCUAGAGAUGAUUUUUUUUUUUUUAAAUCACUGUUUUCUUGCUUCUGCUCUGGUUUACUUGCUUUUGAACUAGUUAAAAAUAUUCAUGACAUGCAUCUGUACAUCUUCAAAGAACACAGCGGGAAACAUUGUGCUUUUUGCUCAAAUCCCUCAGCAAACAAGCAGAGCCGUGAAAUGUUUGUGCUUAUAGUGGAUAGACAGUGGAGCAUUUACUCCAGUGAGCACUUAUUUGCUUAUCAGUCGUCAGAGGGGUGUCGUUAGGAAUAAAACAGUAUUGCUUGUUGUAUAUCAAAAUAAGGGAAAAUGAAUUUAAAAAAAAAAAAAUGAAGCACUUGUUUACAAUUUAUCCCUUAAAGAAACACAACAAUAAGAAAGAAAGACUCCUGACUUCCACACGUAAGCAUGCGCAGGCUGUUUUCCAUUUAUUUGGCCAAGUGACAGAUGUGCAAUACUUCAAAAUUCCAGACAUUUUGUGAAAUUUGCAGCCAUUGUUUUACAAGUGGGUUUGUCUCCACUCCACCCCCGUAGCUGAGCGCAUUGCAGGAUAUAUUCAGACUGCAUGUUCCCUCUUCAGCGAAGGUUUGCCUGUGUGCAUGUGAGGGUUUGCACAUGUGUGUUCGCUCAGGAAUGUGGUUUUGUUCUUUACCCGCCAACUGUGGCUUUCCUUUGAGGUAUUUUCCCAGACUCCUUUCCUCACUGUUAUGAAGAAAAAAAAAAGCCUAACUGUCUUCUGUGAGAUUCUGGUCAUUUGUCUUCAUGCAGGGAAUGACGACUACUUUUAAGACGAGCAAAGCUUUAAAGGUCAAGAAGGAGGUGGGUGAGAAUGCCCCUGUGCUCAGCGAUGAUGAGUUGGUUGCCAUGUCUGUGCGGGAGCUCAAUCAGCACCUGCGUGGGCUCACCAAGGAGGAUGUUGUGCGAUUGAAGCAGCGACGGCGGACCCUGAAAAACCGCGGCUAUGCCGCGAGCUGCCGCAUCAAACGUGUUACGCAAAAGGAGGAGCUGGAGAGACAAAAGACCGAGCUGCAGCAGGAGGUGGACAAGCUGGCACGUGAGAAUGCCAGCAUGAGAUUGGAGUUGGAUGCACUGCGAGCCAAGUAUGAGGCUUUGCAGUGUUUCGCCCGGACUGUGACCAGAGGGCCUCUCUCACCAGGCAAAGUUGCACCUACCAGCGUCAUCACCAUCGUCAAAUCUACCAGCCAAAACAACUCCAGCCCAUCCGCUUUCUCAACACCUUCCUAGUGUUGACAGGACUGGGCUCUCCUUUGCCUGCCUGGUCCUUCCUAUUUCUGACCUGGUCUAAACCCACUCAUCCCACACUGAGACGAGGCUCGGUAGUUAGACUGAGGGGUGGCCGGGGUGGCAAGCUCUACGUGAUGUUAGGCUGCAUUCACAAUUCUGUCUCCCUCUAUUUGUCUCUUUUACACAAUCUACAUUGUCUGUGCACUGUGCAAACCCCCUUCCUGACAACCAGCACCGGCAGGUUAUCGGGCCUCUGUGACCCUACCUCCAUGACUAAUAGCAGAGAUUUGCUUUUACUCAAAUUUCAAGUAUUUGACACGCCUUAAUGUGGCAGCACAUGGUCUGGGACACCUCUCAUACUUUAUGAUGUAAAGAAUAAAUUACGAGAGGUUUAAAGUAACGCAUAUGAGACAGUAUGGAUACUUUUAAAGUCUUUGCCAAAUCACAUUUUUUUUGUAUAAAUAUUAAUGAGCCUCUGUGUCUGUUGCCUUGAACGGUUCUACAUGUGAUCUAUGCAAUAUCUCACAUGUAUUUUAACACAGAGGUGAUAUCUUUCCACUGUGAGGUCAAAUAGACACUUCUUCAAGGCCACAGUUAUCAGAUGCCUUUGAAAGCUAGCCAAACGCGGCACCGGAAACUUAUAUGCUUAGCACUUUUAGGAGGUGCUAAGCAGUAAAGUCACUUGACUAAGUGUUUGAGUAACAUGCAUGAAAUCUUAUGUAGAAAUGGUUCUGAGGGAUCUUUGCGUUAUACUGUUGACAACUGACCAAUGUUUAGCUAAAAAGCUAUACUAGUCUUUUAACCAUGAUACCUAUAUAAGUAACUUAUUUAGAAAGCAAUACCAGUACAGUUUGAAUGAACCAGUAAAGUUGUUCAUAUACAGCUGAAAGUGAUCUAAUCUGGCAGUUUUGAAGAAACACCUUAAAUUAAUAUUCGGAAAGAGUUAAAAUGACCCAUUACGAUAGAAUUUGUCUUUGUUGGACUGGACUGUUUCCUUGUACAAUAUUCUAAAAAGUGCCAUUUGUGCCUUCAUUCCUCCCACUGGCAACUGAGAAAAGACAUGUCUGAGUACCGUCAGAUUUCAGAAGGGGUUCCGAUCUCUCUUGUCAACUACAUUCUAGUUGACAGAUAGCUGAAAAGUACUGUUAUGUUGUCAAAGACAGUGUAGGCAGUUGGAGCUGUUGCAUGUGAUUGCAUUUGUGUGUGGCCCCUUGACUCAGAAGUUUCUUCAUAUAUAUUGUAGAAAAUCUUUAAAUUCUGUUUAAAUGGUAAACUUGGUUAGACUAAAUUGCAAAACUGGAAAGUGAUUAAGGAACAUGCGUUUGACAAUGGUGUCUUUCAUCAAAUAGCACUUAGAGAAGACUGUUAAGAUACAGUGAGUAGAAAAAAAAAAUCACAGGGCCACUUGUUUAAAGAAGGAAGUUACGCUUGCAUUUCUGCAGUUACUAGUGCUUAACUAAGUGAAAACACAAUGUGGUCGAACCACUUACAGGAAAGUUGUGCCAAAUGUAACUAAUGAUAGUGAACUACUACUAUCUGCUGAGGCACUUACUGAGUGGUGUUUAAUCUCCUUUCUUUGUAUGCAACUCUUGGUAGGUAAUCCAUAUUGGAUAUAAUAAUAAGAGCAGACCUUUUAAGUAUGAUGCAAUUCAAGUUGCUUACUGUAUAUUACAGACUAGAGACGGCAAAGCUCCCACUGCUUCUGUUGUCCCUUAGAUUGAGAACUCCGUCCAAAUAGAAAUCAUUCCUUAUACUGGGUCACAAGAAGUGCUGCUGCCGGUGUUGGUAUUUCCGAAACAGUAACCAGCUACUUUUCUUUUGACACGCUCUUCUACAAGAGAACUCCUGACGCCCGUUUCUAGAAACUGUGGUGUCAAGAUAACUAAAUGCAGUAAAGGCCUUGCUCUCAUUGUACAUUUUGUAAUAUUUAAAUAUGAAAUUCACUUGAAAUCGAGCUGUUCUUACCGAGAAUCCAUUCCCAAUUUGGAGUGAAGUCAAUAGAUUGUUCGUGUCAGGAUUUUCUCUUGGCUAAGAGGA